Messenger RNA from Neogale vison (American mink), 3901 nucleotides. RefSeq names its product kinesin family member 17 (gene KIF17). Bases 1 to 3120 code for a protein of 1039 amino acids. The record is from RefSeq and is a predicted model, not a curated record. Lineage: Eukaryota; Metazoa; Chordata; Mammalia; Carnivora; Mustelidae. The transcript has 15 exons. Gene Ontology annotation, molecular function: microtubule binding; ATP binding; microtubule motor activity. Gene Ontology annotation, biological process: microtubule-based movement.
AUGGCCUCGGAGUCGGUGAAGGUGGUGGUGCGCUGCCGCCCCAUGAACCAGCGGGAGCGGGAGCUGAACUGCCAGCUCGUGGUGACGGUGGACUCCGCGCGCGGCCAGUGCUUCAUCCAGAACCCGGGCGCCGCCGACGAGCCGCCCAAGCAGUUCACCUUCGACGGCGCCUACUACAUGGACCACUUCACGGAGCAGAUCUACAACGAGAUCGCCUACCCGCUGGUGGAGGGUGUCACCGAGGGCUACAAUGGCACCAUCUUCGCCUACGGUCAGACGGGCAGCGGGAAGUCCUUCACCAUGCAGGGCCUGCCGGACCCGCCUUCCCAGAGAGGCAUCAUCCCCAGGGCCUUCGAGCACGUUUUCGAGAGUGUCCAGUGUGCAGAGAAUACCAAGUUCCUGGUCCGGGCCUCCUACCUGGAGAUCUACAAUGAAGAUGUCCGUGACCUGCUGGGGACAGACACCAAGCAGAAGCUGGAGCUGAAGGAGCACCCGGAGAGGGGCGUGUACGUGAAGGGGCUCUCCAUGCACACGGUGCACAGCGUGGCCCAGUGUGAGCGCAUCAUGGAGACGGGCUGGAAGAACCGCUCAGUGGGCUACACGCUGAUGAACAAGGACUCCUCGCGCUCCCACUCCAUCUUCACCAUCAGCAUCGAGAUCUACGCCGUGGACGAGCGGGGCCAGGACCACCUCCGCGCCGGCAAGCUGAACCUGGUGGACCUGGCGGGCAGCGAGCGGCAGUCCAAGACGGGUGCCACGGGGGAGCGGCUCAAGGAGGCCACCAAGAUCAACCUGUCCCUGUCAGCCCUGGGCAAUGUCAUCUCGGCCCUGGUGGACGGGCGCUGUAAACACAUCCCCUACCGGGACUCGAAGCUGACGCGGCUGCUGCAGGACUCGCUGGGCGGCAACACGAAGACGCUGAUGGUGGCCUGCCUGUCACCCGCGGACAACAACUAUGACGAGACGCUCAGCACCCUGCGCUACGCCAACCGGGCCAAGAACAUCAAGAACAAGCCGCGCAUCAACGAGGACCCCAAGGACGCCCUCCUGCGCGAGUACCAGGAGGAGAUCAAGAAGCUGAAGGAGAUCCUGGCCCAGCAGAUGAGCCCCAGCAACCUGGCAGACCUGCUGUCCAGUCAGACCCCCCUAAAUGCUGUUCAGACUGAGGAGAAGCUGGCGCCCCCACCGGUGAUCCAGCCUGACACAGAGGCUGAGAAGCAGCUGAUCCGGGAGGAGUACGAGGAGCGCCUGGCCCGGCUGAGGGCUGACUAUGAGGCGGAGCAGGAGUCCAGGGCCCGGCUGGAGGAGGACAUCACUGCCAUGCGCAACUCCUACGACGUGAAGCUGUCCACACUGGAGGAGAACCUGCGUAAGGAGACAGAGGCUGUCCUCAAGGCGGAGGUCCUCAAGGCAGAGGUCCUCAAGGCAGAGGUCCUCAAGGUGGAGGUCCUCAAGGCGCAGGGCACGUCCAGGGUGGAUUCUGUCAGCUGGCCGGAGCCCUCCCCUGCAUUCCACUGCGAGCUGGCCACGAAGCCUGAGAUCCACUCCAUGCCAUGUGCUCUGGCUGGCGAGGAUGUCUCCAAGACUGAGGUUUCUCCAGCGUUCGAGGAGCUGCCCCCGGCGGAGACCUCCAAGUCUGAGGCGUCUCUGGGAUCCGAUGAGUCUUCCACGCUCGAGGACACCUCCGUGUCCGAGGCCUGCCCCGCGCCCCGGGAGCCUUCCAACGUGGAGUUCUCCGCGCCCGAGACGGAGGCCGUGGGCAGCUCCCUCCCGGACCACGACCUCAGCUGGGAGGCCCCCGGAGCCCUGCGGUGGGCUGGGUCGGUCCCCGAGGACGAGCAGCCACAGCUGGCGGCGCUGGGUCUGCUCCCCAGCCUGCACGACCCAUUCGCCGAGGUGGAAGCCAAGCUGGCCAGGCUCUCCUCCGCGGUGGGGGGGGCCGAGGCACCCCAGGCGGCCACCCCCAGGCUCCCCACACAGCACCCCUCCCUGACGGAUCUGCUGGGGCCUAGGUCUGAAGCUGAGGCAGCGGACUUCCUCCUGCCCGGGACUGAGGUUGACCCGGGCCCAGAAGUGGCCGAGGAGGUGGUGCCGGGAGCAGAACCUGGCGUCGGGGCUGAGACUGAGGCCCAGAUGGCCUUGGAGGCUCAGCCUCAGCCCUUGGUGGCUACGACCAGUGUGAGAAGGGACAGUGUGGAGGUGGCGGUGCUGACCGACGACCUGCUGCCUGUCGUGGACCAGCAGCAGGUGCUUGCCCGUUUGCAGCUGCUGGAGCAGCAGGUGGUAGGGGGGGAGCAGGCCAAGAACAAGGACCUGAAGGAGAAGCACAAACGCCGGAAGCGGUACGCGGACGAGCGCAAGAAGCAGCUGGUGGCGGCCCUGCAGAGCUCGGACGAGGACGGCGGCGACUGGGUGCUGCUCCACGUCUACGACUCGAUCCAGGAGGAGGUGCGGGCCAAAAGCAAGCUGCUGGAGAGGAUGCAGCGGAAGCUCCGGGCAGCAGAGGUGGAGAUCAAAGACCUGCAGUCAGAGUUCCAGCUGGAGAAGAUCGAUUACUUGGCCACCAUCCGCCGGCAGGAGCGCGACUCCAUGCUCUUCCAGCAGCUCCUGGAGCAGGUGCAGCCCCUUAUCCGCCGGGACUGUAACUACAGCAACCUGGAGAAGAUAAGGCGUGAGGCCUGCUGGGACGAGGACAACGGCUUCUGGAAGAUCCCUGAGCCCAUCAUCCUAAAAACCAGCCUCCCAGUAGCAGUUCCAACAGGGCCACAGAACAAGGCAGUCCGCAAAGCCUCCACAGCAGACAAUGGUGAACCGGGCACGCAGGAAGAAGACCGCUACAGGCUGAUGCUCAGUCGGAGCGACAGUGAGAACAUUGCCAGUAACUACUUCCGGUCCAAGCGAGCCAGCCAGAUCCUCAGCACGGAUCCCAUGAAGAGCCUCGCGCAUCACAGCUCGCCCCCUGGCCUCGGCUCCCCACUCAGCAACACCUCUGCCAUGUCGCCUACCCAGGCCCCCGAAAUGCCCCAGCCCCGGCCCUUCCGCCUCGAGUCCCUCGACAUUCCCUUUUCCAAGGCCAAGCGUAAGAAAAGCAAAAGCAGCUUUGGCAGUGAGCCUCUGUGAACACGGCCUCCUGCUGCUGCCCUGCCUUGGGGCAUCCGUGAGACUGCCAGGCCGCCCCCCUCACCCCCACCAGGGCAGCCCCAGCCAGGCCUCCUCCCCACUGCCCCCACGGUGUCCGGAUGCUCGAGAGGGGUCCUUGCCCUGCGAAGAGGCUUUCCCUUCCCUGUUACCCAUCCUUGCGGAGGUGCGCUCUGGCUCUCCACGCCACACCAGUGUUCUAUCUGCUCACCUGCCACAGCCCACCGCACGUGCCCCCCACCCCCAUUCCGUUACUCUGUGCCUCGAUGGGCUCAGAAACCUCACGGCGUUCACCAGCAGCACCGACAGAGUGGGCAGCAACUUCCGUGUUGAUCAAGGACAGCAUCUCGGUGAUAGACCAUCAUGCCUCUGUCUACCAGGCCAGGAAGCUGGAUGGCGUGGGCACAGGAGUCCUGGAGCUCACACCCAGCUGCUCUGUGGCCUAGAGGAGGCUUCCCCACAUGAGGCUGCCCCAAUAAACUGCCUUUUCCCGAUGAGCUCCCUUCCCCAGUCCUCGGACAGUGUCAAUGGGGCCCCUCCUGCCACGGCUGCCUGGCCUUCACGGGGAAGCGCUUUUUGGAGCGGUGUUUCUUAACUACCUGAUGCCUUUAAAAAUGGGCUGUGGGGUUUCCGCAACUCCCCACACUCAUGAGUACAAGUGCAUUUUUCUGGGGCGAGCACCUCAUUCAAUUCUCCAAAGAUCUGAGUAAGAAAAGCAGAUCCCUUGUUUUGGACAAUAAAGAUUGUGUCUUGCUGAAACCCA